CUGACUCCCUCCCCUUCUCUGACAGUGAUUGGCAGCCUCCAUCACCCUGACAGUACUAUACACGACUCAAUGCCAACCAACCCAAGUGCCAGCAGCCGCGCACCGAGAUCUCGCGAGGCUGCGCCUUAACCCUUCCCCUCCACGCGAGAUCACGCAUCAAGGCAUCACGUGCACGCCCACCUCAGCCCCCCGGAACCGGGCAGGUCAUGUGACGCUGAGGGUAAGCUGGCUGUGUUGUCGGCAGAUGGCAGCAGGCUGCUAGGGAGAAGUUCCCUCGGGUACAUAAAGGCUUUCAAGGUACCAACUUCCAUAGUGAUCAACUAGAGCCACCAUGAAGUCCAAGCAGCUUUCUCAAGAAGUGCGGGACACAAUUGUAGAGCUGCAUAAAGCAGGAAAAGGGUACAGAAAAAUUUCAAAGGCAAUGACUAUCCCUGCCAGCACAGUGUGCUCUAUCAUUAGAAAGUGGAAGACUCAUCAUACCACCAGGACUCUGCCCAGAUCAGGUCGCCCUCCCAAGCUCUGCAGCCAAGCACGCAGAAAACUGGUAGAAGAUGUCACUCUGCAGCCAUUGCUGACCAUGAAAGAUCUCCAGAAUUCUGUGUCUAAGAUGGGCGUCCAUGUCCACACAUCAACAAUAAGACGUUCCCUACAGGAAUCCCGGGUUUGUGAAAUGAAUGAGAUGUCUUCACAUGGCAAAACGGAGGCGUCUCCAUCCUCCGUACCCUCGAUCACCAUUGAGACAAUGGAGAUUCCAUUGACCUAUGAGGCGGUGAUUCCUCACUGGUUCUACCACAAGAUACAGGAUGACAGAGGGUCCUGGAACCCCUUCAGCAGGGAGGAUUCUGAGAAACUGGAGGCAGCUUUCUGCUCUGGACAAAAUCCAAACAGUAUUGUAAUCCCAGUUUGUGGGGGUCGCUAUGAUGUGUACCUGGGCAGUCGCAGGAUGCUGUCUGUGUACUGGGACGAGGAGGACUCUGAAGCGCAGAGAUGCACCUGGUUCUACCAAGGGGAUAAGGACAAUAAAUAUGUUCCAUAUGCAGAAAAUUUCAGUGAGAUACUGGAGGAUACCUACAUGCAAGCAGUGACCGGUAAUGAGUGGAAGAGGAGACUGCAAUCGCCCUCUAGAGAACUGAUCAUUCUGCAUAACCCCAAGCUUAUGGUUCAUUACCAACCAACAGGAAUACCAGAUGAGUGGGGAGCAACACCAAGUGAGCAGGGUCGUCCCAGAACAGUGAAGAGAGGGGUUGAAAAUAUCUCUGUGGAAAUACUUCCAGGGGAGCCAGCCCAGAUUGAUCAUUUAGUCUUUAUGGUCCAUGGUAUCGGACCUGCCUGUGACCUUCAGUUUCGAAGCAUUGUGCAGUGUGUCAAUGAUUUCCGGUUUGUAUCCUUGAAUCUGCUUCAUGCUCACUUCAAGAAAGCUCAUGAACAAGACCAGAUUGGUCGGGUUGAAUUCCUCCCUGUGAACUGGCACAGCGCACUGCAUGCUGAUGCUACUGGAGUAGACAAUGACAUCCAGAGAAUAACCCUGCCCAGCAUCGGUCGCCUGCGUCAGUUCACCAAUGAGACUCUGUUGGACCUCUUCUUCUACAAUAGUCCCACCUACUGCCAAACCAUUGUAAACACAGUGUGUGGGGAAAUGAAUCGCAUCCACCGACUUUUCAUGGAGAGAAACCCCACGUUCAAAGGACAUGUCUCAGUAACCGGACACAGCCUUGGAUCUCUCAUUCUGUUUGAUCUACUCACUAACCAGGUUGAUCCCACACUAAGUAUUCACAUAAGAGCAAAGGCUUCAGUGCGCAGUGCAGGACCUCAGACACCCAGACACACACUGCAAAAGGUUCUAGAGGAGUUGGAGCUGACUGACCUGAUCAGUGUGUUUGAGAAAGAAAUGAUGGACAUCGAUACUCUGGUUAUGUGCACAGAUCAGGACUUGAAGGGUCUAGGAAUCCCUUUGGGGCCACGGAAGAAAAUCCUCAACUAUGUAAAACACAGAGGGCAUCUAAAGGAGUCUAACUGCACAGCUAUGGAAACAUCUCUUACGAGUGACCUAACGCAACCUCCCCUGACGUCUGGCAGCACUUUCAAUGUGGUGAAUUAUGAGUACUUUGAUGUUGGAAUUGGACAGGUUCGAAUUGAUUACCCCCAGCUCAGCUUCCAUCCACAUAUUUUCUUUGCCUGGGGUUCCCCCAUUGGAAUGUUCCUCACUGUACGAGGUUUGAAGAGGAUUGAUCCCAACUAUCAGUUUCCCACAUGCAAACGUUUCUUUAAUAUCUAUCAUCCAUUUGACCCAGUUGCUUACAGGAUUGAACCAAUGGUUCUCAGGGAAGAGGAGUUUGAGCCGAUGUUGAUUCCUCACCAUAAAGGCAGGAAGAGAAUGCAUUUAGAAUUGAAAGAAGGAUUAACUCGCAUGGGCACAGACAUCUUGGGCUCCCUGCGGGUUGCUUGGCAAACAUUUACCCGGCCUCCUGUGCCUUCCUUACCACCUCCUACUGCGGAAGCUGCAACGCUGUCUGUUUCCGACCUUUCUCUUGCAGCAGACACCAAUUCUGCUGUGAAAUCAGAAGAAGUUUCUGUGAAGGAAGAACCUGUACAUCUUGAUGUGGGAAUGCUAAAUGGAGGGCAACGGUUUGAUUAUGUUCUCCAGGAGAAACCGAUCGAGAGCUUCAAUGAAUAUUUGUUUGCAUUACAGAGUCACCUGUGUUACUGGACCUCAGAAGAUACUGCAUUGCUAUUUCUUAAAGAGAUUUACCAAACCAUGGGGAUCAGCAUGGACCAGCCUCUGCAAUAACCAUACAAAUCUGACCGAGCUGGCACGGGAGGGGGUACGUUUGGGUAAUGCACUCAUUGCAGCUUUCAUCUUCUGAGAAUGAACAUUUACUUAUGAGAACAAUGGACAAUGUCAACUAUUACUCCAUCUUUUCUGGAAGAACACACUUGUGAUUACCCCUCAAGUCUUUGUCUUAAGCUUAUUUCACACUUCACUGUUAUAUGGACAAUAGUAUUUCAGGGGGUUUAGUAGUAUACAGGAUUCAUGAUGAAAAUGCCAUCAUUCUACAUAUUCAGUAGAAAAGACACAUACUAUAGCUUGUAACAAUAUACUCUGUUGUGCUUUUUAUCUCUGUAUUUUUUGUUGAAUGUUGAAACUCAAAUAAUUGUGAUGUGGCAACAUCCGUGAUAUUACUUUUGUUUUCUCCAUUGAUGUAUCUGGCCCUCCCUGUGUAUCUGGCCCUUCCUGACUUUCCCAUUGCAAUGAGUGGCCAGGUCAUUAAUCAGCAUAUUUGCCAGUCACACAUCUCUCAAUACUUCCAGUUAAAAAUCUCAUUAAUUUCUUUUUUCAAAAUAUUUAUCCAAGCCACAUUAUUCCCAUUGGCAGGAAACUUGGUACUGUCCUGAGGUAAUGUGGAUUAUUACUGGGGUACAACAGAUCCACAGGUUAGGUGAAUCUUACAUAAAAGGUAAAUCCUGUCGGAAAUGGGCCUGUAUUAACUCACUAUUCACCUUGGCUGUCUCUACAAACCCAGUAGACCACUAUGGAAAGUAAGGACCUCCUGAAAACCACUGAAAAUGAAAAAAUAAUUAUUGAUGUUCCAAAAAAUACAAAUCACAGGUCUGGAGUAUAUCCAUUUUUGUUCACACUUUAAAAAAAAUUGGCAUAUAAUAUUUAUUUUUUAUUUCAAACGCCAUGAAGAACUGUACGUAUAACAGCUACACCUAGGGGUCUAUGUACUAAACCUUGGAGGGUGAUGAAGUGGAGAGAGAGAUCAGCUCCUAAAUGCCAUGUUACAGGCUGUGUUUGAAAAAUGACAGGAGCUGAUUGGUUGGUCUCUGCAAGGCUUAGUAAAUAGACCCCAUAAACGUAGUUAUGAAAUUAUUAUUAUUAUUACAUUUUAUUUAUAGGGCGCCACAAGUGUUUAGCAGCGCCGUACAAAGGACAGUACAGGGAGACAAAACUUAGCAUUAGAAAACUUAUACUCUACUCCAAUGAAUAUUCCCACAAACAAACCUAUUGCUUUGCAUUAGUAGCAAGUAUAAUAGUAAGAGGCAGAUAUACAGGAUCUCCUUGACAUCAAGCUCUCUCUCACUCCAGUAGCCCAUUGCCAUUCAUUGAGAUUUGUUGUUCCACAGAUUGCCUCUCUGCUUUAAUUUACUGUACAACUCCAACAUCUUUAUUUUUAAAGAGAUCCUUUCCUCCACACCCGAGGCCAUUCCUGAGAAACUCACUACUGACUCCAUGGAUAAUUUGUGUUCUCAGUGCAAAUGUAAUAAUAGCAUUAAAUGCAUGAUGUAGCAGAUGUUACUCUUUGCAAUCUAUACGUUUACACUGAAUGUUGGAUUUCAUCUGCAUUGAAAAGACUGUUGAGCCUAGGAGACAUGGCCAUUAUCUGUGGAGGUAAAGUAUACUUUUUUUGUUGUUGGUGGGGAUGGAAUGCAAGGAUAUCGACCAUUGGAUAGAGGAGACUACUGACUAUGCUAAUUGGAGUCAGAGCCUAAAGCCAGGUACAACCUGCAGAUACAUUCUGCAGAUCUGUUCAGUACUUUGACCAGACUGAGCAAUUGUCAGAUCGGGGGGCACCUGUAUACAAUGCGAAAUCUUUAGCUCAGUGUGUGCUGAUUCAGUGGCAUCGGGAGCUAGGAAAUGAGAUGUGCAGCACAUCAGAUCCCCACCUGGCUAUUUCAGGAGCAUCUGCAGCUUUUUAUCAUCUAGCACUCUUGUAUACACACUAUUCAAUUAUCAGUCCGACCAUACAAUUAAUGGUUGAUUGGCCUGAAAAAUUGUAUAGUGUGUACCCGACUUUGGAUUAGUAAACUUUGCAAUUUUCACCAAAUCCAGUCCGAGUGACGUGGGCAGCAUUGGAGCACCUGAGAUCAGGGUGUUCCUGAUGUGUGUGGGUGAUCCCUUUAGGUUUACAUUUCAGACUUUCUCUAGUUGCCAUUUGAAUUAAUAACCAUAAACCAUAUAAAAUCUGCAAUGAGAACAUGCCCUUUGCAUGUUGUUGGAGUUGUAGGAGUCACAUCAUGUAAACUGUGUGCUGUAUUAUCUGUUCAGAUUUUUGGUAUAUGUUGUGGCUUUUGUUUCCUCUGAUCUGUUUUUGUCAAAUAAUAGCCACCCUAGGGUUACUGUAUCAUUUUUGUAUAGCCUUUUCUUUAUAGCACAGGGGUGGCCAAGUUUGGUCCUCUAGAAUUCCAUGUUUCCCAGAUUACCUGUAGAUCAUGAACAUUUGUCAGUUAGUUAUGACCACACCUGUGCACCAGCUAGGAGAUCUGGAAAACAUGAACUGUUAGGGGUGCUUGAGGACAUAUUUUGGCCAUCCCUGUUACAGCACACAAAUUAGCUUAUAUAACCACUUACUAAAACUCAUGCUAUUGUUCCACAACGCUGUACUUGUAUGCCUUAUGUGCCAGUUGUGCACUUUUCCUCCUAUAGGUUUUCAUAAUGUUGUAAUGUAUAUAUUAUAUAAAUAUAGCAAAGAUAUAAUCCAGCAUGUGUCUCUUCCUGAACAGCAUUUUGUGUUCUAUUUAUUAAAGAACACUUGUUUUUAA
Messenger RNA from Pseudophryne corroboree (corroboree frog), 5541 nucleotides. RefSeq names its product DDHD domain containing 2 (gene DDHD2). The transcript has 19 exons. The record is from RefSeq and is a predicted model, not a curated record. Gene Ontology annotation, molecular function: protein binding; glycerophospholipase activity; metal ion binding. Gene Ontology annotation, cellular component: cytoplasm; COPII-coated ER to Golgi transport vesicle. Lineage: Eukaryota; Metazoa; Chordata; Amphibia; Anura; Myobatrachidae. Bases 332 to 2788 code for a protein of 818 amino acids.